AUGGGCCAGUACCAAGAUAGCAUCGUGCACAAGGGGGUUGGAAGGCAGCCUCCUACUUAUAAUCGUAAAAUCAAAGGCAUGGCGGGUACUUUGCACUUCAAUCCAGAAGCAGCUGACUUCAUUCCAAGAGAGAGACAGACUUCUGAUCGAAAUUGGAGAAAUCAGGGUAGACUGGAAUCUAACAGGAAUCGGAGCAGAAAUAAUCUACCAUCUCCAAGUCAAUCUUCUGAUAGAGGCACUGAUUAUGAAAGCUCUUCUACAAAGCAACAGGACUUCUAUAGUCCAGAGACUCAGUGUAGGAGCCAACAAGAUUUUCCUCAGUUUGCAAGUACCAGUAAAAGUCACAAGAAUCAUAGUUUCCAAAACCAGCGAUGGCAUAGAUCAAGAAGCGAUAGGACAUAUACUAGAAAUCGGGUGAGGCAAGCACCGACUGAUGGCACAGCAGACCCAACAAUUUUAGAUACUACAGUGGUUCCAGGGAGGAGAACACUUCCUAGAGAAUACAAUGACUUUUGUUCUUCAGAUACUGACAAAGAGGUACCUAAUGCAGAUAACAGAGGAGCAAAGCCAAAGAAAACACAUCUGAUGCAUGCGUCGGGAAGAGGGUACAGAGAGAAGGGGAAGCACUCACAUGACCGAGAUAGGAGGGUGACCUCUAAACAGAAGGAUAUGAUGUUUCAAAAUGUCCCACCUUUGGACCUGACUCAGUCUGAUUCCUCAGAGGCGUCUGUUGGAAAACCAUUUUAUGAUGGAUGUGCUGGGAGUGGUGAUGAACAGAAAAGAUACACGUUUGCAAACAAAAAAUAUCCUAGAAAGUCUACGUGGAGUAAACCCCAGUCAGAUAAAGACCUUCAGAAAAGGCAAGAUACCCACCGUUGCAAAAAUGUAAAAGUAAAGAAGUCUUCUGUGACUCACACCCCAAGAGAGAAAAUUAGUGAGAGGAAAAAAGAAUCGUCUCACACUGGUGAUCACAACUCGACCAGCAUAACACAGACGCACCAGCCAACUGAUUCAGUCAAACGUAGUGGAAGAAAGCUCCCCCUACAGGAGGGACAUGUGUCCUCCCUUCAUUUCAGCAAGAUGCAGUAUUGGAAGAAGCAAAGUGAUGUGCCAAAGAACAAGGAAACUCAUACAGGGUCUCUGAUAGAGCAGUUGACCACAGAGAAAUACGAGUGCAUGGUAUGCUGUGAGGUGGUUCGAAUAAUAGCCCCAGUGUGGAGUUGUCAAAAUUGUUAUCAUGUGUUCCAUCUGAACUGCAUUAAGAAGUGGGCAAGAUCACCAGCCUCUCAAGCUGAAGAUGGCAAUAGUGGUUGGAGAUGUCCUGCUUGUCAAAAUGCUUCAACCAGAGUUCCUGCUAUUUAUACUUGUUUUUGUGGUAAAGUAAACAACCCUGAAUGGAACAGAAAUGAAAUUCCACAUAGCUGUGGAGAGCUUUGUGGAAAGAGAAGACCAGGUCAGGACUGUCCACAUCUUUGUAAUAUCCUCUGCCAUCCAGGGCCUUGCCCCUCAUGCCCUGCCUUUAUGACAAAAAUGUGUGAAUGCAGACGAACGAGUCACUCAGUGCGCUGUGGCCAGUCCACCACAAUUCAUUGUUCUAAUGUAUGUGGGAAUACGUUAAAUUGUCGUAAACAUAACUGUACUCAGGUGUGCCAUGCAGGAGAAUGUCCACCUUGCCAACUAACGAUACAGCAAGUAUGUUACUGUGGGAGCAGCUUUCGAGAUGUGUUGUGUGGAACGAAUGAAGAGCUCUCUGAUGGAUUUGGGAACUUCUCCUGUCAGAAGAUGUGUGGCAGAAAAUUAAACUGUGGGCGACACAGCUGUGUACAAGUGUGCCAUCCUCAGCCCUGCCAGAUUUGUCCACGACUUCCACAAGCAGUGCACUGCUGCCCUUGUGGGCAGACUCCUCUCAGCAAAUUACUUGAGCUAGGAUGUAUUGAACGGAAAGUAUGCACAGAUCCCAUCCCUUCAUGUGGAAAGACAUGUGGCAAACCUCUUUCUUGUGGUAACUAUGAUUUCAUUCAUACAUGUGAGCACCUCUGCCAUGAAGGUGAAUGUGGACCGUGCUCUCGCACAUCAACUGUUUACUGUCGGUGUGGCUUCAAAACAAAGGAAGUUCCAUGUGCCCUCCUCAAAAAUAAAGCUGCCAUUACGUUCAUGUGUGACAAGCGAUGUAACAAGAAGCGAUCAUGUGGACGACACAAAUGUAAUGAGAUUUGCUGUGUGGACAAAGAACAUAAGUGUUCCUUGGUUUGUGGACGCAAACUUAAUUGUGGCCUUCAUAGAUGUGAAGAACCUUGUCACCGUGGCAACUGUCAAACAUGCUGGCAGACAAGUUUUGAUGAACUGACUUGUUACUGUGGUGAAUCUGUGAUUUAUCCCCCUGUUCCUUGUGGUACACAGCCACCAGAGUGUAAAAAUCCAUGUACCAGACCACAUGAGUGUGAUCAUCCAGUGUACCAUUCCUGCCAUAGUGAGGAGAAGUGCCCACCCUGUACGUACCUCACUCAAAAAUGGUGCAUGGGCAAACAUGAACUGCGGCAUAAUAUUCCCUGUCAUCUCACAGACAUUUCCUGUGGUCUUCGCUGCAAUCAAGUGUUAAAAUGUGGAAUGCACAAAUGUAAAAGGAUCUGUCACAAAGGGGAAUGCCUCAUAGAUGAAGAAUGCAAACAGCCAUGUACUAUUCCAAGAGUGUAUUGUAAUCAUCCCUGUAUGGCUCCGUGUCAUCCAUCUUUACCUUGUCCUACAACUUCUUGCAACACAAAGGUUGAUCUUCAAUGUGAGUGUGGAAGAAGAAAAGAGAGUAUGAUUUGCUCAGAGGCAUCUAGUACAUAUCAAAGAAUAGCUGCUAUAUCCAUAGCCACUAAAUUAACAGACCUGCAACUUGGAGACUCAGUGGAAAUCAGUAGAUUGGUUACCAAAAAAGAAAUGAAGCAAGCCAGGUUGCAAUGUGAUGAAGAAUGUUUGGCCCUUGAAAGGAACAGACGACUUGCUGAGGCUCUUCAAAUUGAUGAUAAUUCUGACCCUUUUAAUGUCCGUUCUUCUGGACCAAAGUACAGUGAGGUUCUAAAAGAAGAUGCAAGGAAGGAUUUAAAAUUUGUCAGUGAUGUUGAGAAGGAAAUGAGAGCACUUGUGGAUGCUGUAAAUAAGGGAAGGCAUACAAAAAAGAGUCACUGUUACCCACCCAUGAACAGAGAUCAUCGCAGGAUCAUCCAUGAGCUAGCUCAGAUCUAUGGCAUUGAAAGUGUGAGCUAUGACAACGAACCGAAACGCAAUGUUGUUAUCACUGCGGUGAAGGGGAAGUCAGUUUGUCCAAGUAAUUCCCUAACAUCUGUCCUAGAUAAGGAAAUGCAGACAAGGGCUCCACCACCUAUUCCUCACUACAGACAAACUGAGAAGAGUAAUGGAAACAGUGGCUUACAGAAAGGAUUGAAAGAGGAGCCAGUGAUUGACUAUUUCGAUGUUCAGGACUGAAAUGUUUGAUGUGAAACUAUGUUUGAGCAGAGUAGAGCUGAAGAUUCUGAUUUAUGGUGCAAGGCACUUUGUCCAGUAAUCCAGUGGUUAUAUAAAAUGUUUUAAAAAUGUAACACAAUAAAAAGCAAUGUUAAGUGAAGAGGGUGAGUAACAUAAGACAAACUAAGUAAAAUUUGAGCCUGAAAUACUGUAAGGUAAGCCAGAUUCUAGAUUCAGAUGGCUGUGUGCAGUUCUCAUUGAAUGCCCUGAGUGCUGCGUGCGUCUCAAGUCAAACUACAGAUAAGCCUGUGCUACAGACUGUAGUCUUUUGGUAACAUCAGUGUGCCUAGAACUCUGUGCUGCAGCCUACCUGCUUCAGGUACCCAAGCUAGCUUGUUUAAAGCUAGCUUUGGUAUCUUUUCACUACACUCCUAUUUUCAGUGUAGACACCCUGUGGCUCAACCAUGAAUGGUGUGAAGAUUAUAAACAGUCAAAAUGACAUUUUAAAAUGUUCUGCAGACAUAUAGCUUACGCAAAAACAUGGGUAACGGCUGAAAGUGUUGGUGCAUAUAUACUUUGAGCUAGUAUAUUUUUCAUCUUGGUGUGGAAUCAGAAUUAUCUUGACAAUGUGAAGCUGCAUAUCCAUUAUUUUUAGAUGAAAGAGCACAUAAUUACAUUGAUGAUACUGGGUCAUGAUGGCAAUAAACAUUCCAAAGAUUCCUCUCUGGGAACCAGUUGUACAACUAAAAAUGGACCAUUGAAUCAGAAACAACUAUAUAUUAAUAUUAAUGGAUAUGUUUUCAGAAUGUUUUCAUGUUGUUUUAGUCAUUCAUUUCCACUUACACACGUCACCUAAAAUGUGAGAGUAAUGAGUCUGAGUUAUUCUCAUAUUGAAGGAGACUGAAAAUGUAGUUGAAUUCUACACUGCAUAAUUGCACUUGCAUACAAAGGGAUAUGCCACUGAGGAGCACAUUAUUUUCACUGGGUAUUUGAGAUGGUUGGGUUUUUUCUGGUUUGGUUUUUAGUGAAUCCAUUUUUUACUUUAUUUAAUUUGAGUUCAGAAACAUAAUGGAUUGAAUUAUUUUAUUUGAGCUCUUGAAUGAUCAGAAACCCAAGUAUAGGUUUGGUGUUCACUGAGAUGAAAUGAUGUGUUUAGGGCUGUUGUUUUAAUGGUCCCCUAAUUGCUGUAUGUAUGGCUUUACUGGAGCUUUAUACACCUUUCCUCUCCUGCACAAGCUAAGAGCGUCAGUAUCUGCUAGGUUUAUGUUCGAGUAUGCUUUGAGUUUGUAGUGACAUUUACAAAUAUGAGAAAGUUUGUCUUAAAUUCCUGAAAGUAAAAGUACUUUGGUAUACUGGAAAUUAUAUAUAGAUUUUAAAUGAUGCAGUUCCCCAAACAGUCUUUUAGACAUCAAAUUGCUUCAAGUUGAUGGUUGUCCUAUUGAGGAAGGAACCUUUGGGGCCCUCUUUGGGAAGGUUCAGCUCAUGUAAAUUUUUCAUAUCUCCGUUGGUUUCAGUUGCACUGCAGUAGUUUACAGAAUGCAAGGAUUUGGUUCUUUGUGCUAAUACACUUCUUGCCCCUCCCACCAUUCGUCUCUGCCUCUCACCUUGUUGACUGCCUACAAACCUAGAGGUUCCUCCUUGUAGCAAUUUGGAGGCAGAGCAGCC
Gavialis gangeticus (Gharial) is the source of this 5115-nucleotide messenger RNA. RefSeq names its product nuclear transcription factor, X-box binding 1 (gene NFX1). Bases 1 to 3471 code for a protein of 1156 amino acids. The record is from RefSeq and is a predicted model, not a curated record. The transcript is spliced from 24 exons. Gene Ontology annotation, cellular component: nucleus. Gene Ontology annotation, molecular function: RNA polymerase II transcription regulatory region sequence-specific DNA binding; DNA-binding transcription factor activity, RNA polymerase II-specific; zinc ion binding. Gene Ontology annotation, biological process: negative regulation of transcription by RNA polymerase II. Lineage: Eukaryota; Metazoa; Chordata; Crocodylia; Gavialidae.